This is a messenger RNA of Etheostoma spectabile (orangethroat darter), 1982 nucleotides long. RefSeq lists its product as uncharacterized. The transcript is spliced from 6 exons. Bases 407 to 1669 code for a protein of 420 amino acids. The record is from RefSeq and is a predicted model, not a curated record. Lineage: Eukaryota; Metazoa; Chordata; Actinopteri; Perciformes; Percidae.
ACGUCCUGGAGCUGCCAGUCCCCCACCACGUCCUGGAGCUGCCAGUCCCCCACCAUGUCCUGGAGCUGCCAGUCCCCCACCACGUCCUGGAGCUGCCAGUCCCCCACCACGUCCUGGAGCUGCCAGUCCCCCGCCACCUGGAGUGCAGGAGUUGACGGAGCCAGCUGUCCUCCCUCCCCCGCCUCCUGCUGGCAGUGCUGAGCUGUUGCCUGCGUCCUGGCGGGCAGCUCUCACUGCGGAGCAGCAGCAGUGGAUCGGCCGGGUGCUGUUUACCAGGAGCAGCAAGGGGAGGUCCCAGCUCGUUAAGGAGCUUAACGUGUGGUGGUACCCUCCCCAGACCCGGCCGGUCUACACCCAGCCUCCCGCGUCCCCCGACCCCUUCUUCGCAUGUCGGCUGUUCCUGUGGAUGCCACACAGGAUCUGGCAGCAGCAGCUGACAUGCCCCCAGCCUUUGUGCACAGGUACCAUGACAAAGGCUGGGCUGUACAGGACCAUCCGGAGGGUCCUGGACAUCGACGGCUGGUAUCUCCUGGCCACUGAGUACCUAGAGUGCCGUCGGUGUAAGAAGAAGGUCGGAGGGUGGUCACAGGGCCUUAUUAGGCAGCUGUCCCCCACCUACAGCUGCCAAUUCCCAGCUGUACUUACGUACAAGCUGUCCUGUGACCUUAGGGUGGUGGCACAGCUGAGGUCCCGCACUUUGGGCAACAGUGCUUCUCGGCUGUGCAACACCCUGCGGGAGGCACACUCGGUUGCCUGGUUGCGGAGAGCUAUCGCGUACCUCGGCGUGUGCGAGCAGUUCCUGGCCUUGUGCGCGGUGAGGGGGCAGUUCUCACCACCACCCGAGAUGCCCCCUCUCCCCUCCGCCGUCUGGCUGUUAACGGUGUACAGCCAUGACAUCCUGGCGCGGCUGGAGGAGUACAAGGCCAGGAUCACGUCAACCUUCGGGUCCAUCUUAAAGAUGGAUUCCACUAAGAAGGUGACGAAAAAGCUCGCAGGUACCGCUGCAGACACGGCCGCCUGGGUUACCAACGUGGGUAACGAGCACGGGCAGGUCCUCAUCAGUGUCCUCACCUGCUCCGAGGGCACAGAGGGCCUGUCCCCCAUGGCGGCCGGGUUGAUGAGGCGGUACCGACUCGCCGAGGUGCCACCCCCCCAGCUGAUCUACGUGGAUCGCGACUGCUGCAGCCGAGACGGCGUGUCAAAGACAGCUGCCUUGUUUCAGGAGUGGGGACAGCUCGUGGUGAGACUGGACAUCUGGCACCUGAUGCGGCGCUUCGCAUCAGGUGUCACCACAGAGACCCACGAGCUGUACGCCCCCUUCAUGAGGCAGCUGUCUCAUUGCAUCUUCGAGGUGGACUCGGGAGAUGCCCGCCGUCUCACGGAGGCUAAGCGGUCUCAGCUGGAGGGGCAGCACGGGAUGGUUGGCCUGACUGACGCCGAGGUCGUCAGGAGGAUCUCCAGGGAGGAGUGGAGGCUCCACUGUCGUCGACGGACACGUGGAGCCGAGGAGUCGACACUCCUCAUCCAGGACCUCCUAGAGACCUUCGGCGGACAAGCCGGGCGCAACAUCCUGGACAUCCCGUUGCUGGAUGCUCUCCGCAUCCAGGAAAUUUGGAGUACGCAGAGGACCCACCGGGCGUGCAGCUGUACACCCAGACCGGCAGGCUGACAAAGGGAGGAGUCAGCCUGCCGGUUUAUCGCUGCGCGAGGGGCUCCACGUCACUGGAGUCCUUCCACCUCCACCUCAACCGGUUCAUCCCAGGGACGCGCGCCAGUGCAUUGCACUUCCAGGCGUUCCUGGUUGAUGGACUGGUGAGGUGGAAUGAGGACCGCGCAGCAGCAGCUGCACCCCCGGUUGCAGCUGAGGAAAGGGUGGGACCUCUGCACUCCUACAGUGGCCACCUCAAGCACGUCCUUAACCUGAAGAGCCAACGGGUGCUUGGCCUUCCUAUGGUUAAGGACUACACCAAGCCUGCUGAGUA